Messenger RNA from Amorphotheca resinae ATCC 22711, 957 nucleotides. RefSeq lists its product as hypothetical. The coding region runs from base 1 to 957 and encodes 318 amino acids. Gene Ontology annotation, molecular function: oxidoreductase activity. Lineage: Eukaryota; Fungi; Ascomycota; Leotiomycetes; Helotiales; Amorphothecaceae. The record is from RefSeq and is a predicted model, not a curated record. The transcript has a single exon.
AUGAAAGCUCUGCGUUUGACCUCUACCAGCGGUUCAAAACCUUCUCUCUCUCUCAGUACUCUUCCCAAGCCAAGUCCUCCACCAGGCUCCGUCCUCGUCAAGAUCCGUGCAGCAGGAAUCAAUCCUAGUGACGUCAUCAACGCCAAAGGCGGAUUUCCUUAUACAACGUUUCCUCGUACCCCAGGUCGCGACUAUGCGGGAGUCGUCGUAGAGGGCCCUGAGGAGUUUUUGGGAAAGGAGGUUUACGGUACGAGUGGGAAGGUCUUGAGCUUCACAACCGAUGGUACUCACGCGGAGUACUGUGUCAUCUCAUGUGAUGGGAUCAACUUGAAGCCUUCUAGUCUGAGCUUUGUGCAAGCCGCUGCUGUCGGCGUACCAUUCACAACCGCCGCCCUUACGGUUCGGCGUGCUAUGAUCCAAUCAACGGAUAGGGUUCUGAUUCUAGGCGCAUCGGGUGCUGUUGGGUCUGCAGCCUGUCAAUUGGCAAGGAAUAAGGCUUGCCAAGUGCUCAGAGCAGCGAGGCGAGGUUCUGUCGAUGUGAACCUCACCACCGACCCGGAAUUGAGCACCGUCAAGAGCCUGACAGAGGGGAAAGGCGUAGAUGUUGUGAUUGAUACCACUGGGUCGCCUGCCCUCAUGCGUGCCGCCUUGCGGAUUCUGGCUCUACGGGGCCGCCUUGUAUACAUCUCGGCUCCAAAGGAAGGGUCGACGGAUUUCACAUUCGACAUGAAGCAGCUGUACCGGGAAGAGAAAAUGAUAAUUGGAUGCAACUCGCUUUUGCAAACGCUGCCAGAGGCAGCAAAGGAAUUAGGAGGUCUAACCCCUGGAUUUGAGGAUGGCAGUCUUCAAGCUCCGAAUGAGUCGGAUAUCGAGACGACCAGGAUUGAAGAUGCCGUCAAUGUCUAUCAGAUGAAGGGAAACCUGGGAAAUAGCAAGAAAAUAGUUAUUUCCUUUUGA